CACAGAUCUAGAGGACACCACGCGGAUCGUCGAUUACAUCUCCAGAGCAGUGGUCUCUUGCAGCACGCGAGUCGGGAUCAGUACUUAUUCGACUGUGUAGAUCUUCAGCCAAGCGUACAGGAACCCCGCGCGCGGCGCCGUAGUAGGCCCGACGCGUCGGGUGUACUAGUUUCAUACCCAUGCAUACACGCGUUGAGUAGCAGUGCGUUAGUACGAUCUAUCGUCCUCACGACCUGCUAUUUGCCUGCUAUCUCAAGCCCAUAAAAGUGCGCGCCCCACUCGCAUCGCAGAACAAUGGAAGGUCGACCGGGACCGGAGUCCUUCUUCCGCUAUCAUCGACAGCCACUGAAGACCGUCUACCUCGUCUGCUAUGCACUCUCCGCCCUGUGCGUCCGCCUCCCGUACUUAGACUACGUCGUCGCCGCUGUGAUACCCGCGCUGCGCCCCCGACGGACGUGGUCCAUGAAGCGAGCGUUCAUGGUACCGCUCAUGCGCGUAGGCAUCGCGCCACUGGUCAUGGUUGGCUUCUCCGCGGAGCAGGAGCCGGAGGACGUGAUGCCGACAGCGAAGGACGAGGAGAACGGGUUGGUCGCACUCCCGCCGGUCGAAGAUAGGUUCAUCAUGGGCGAGGUGAAGGAGAUCGCGGAGCUGAACGGUGUGAAGGCGAAGCGGACGUUCGAAUACUGGUACAAGUCUGCGGACGUGCAAGGAACAGGGACCCACGAGGCGAAGGACGAUGAGCUAGUCUAUCUGAACUUCCACGGGGGCGGAUACUGCAUGGAAACCCCCAAACCCAGCGGCAUGGCUGUCCCGCCCGUCUGCAGCGGCCUGCUCAAGCAUUGCUCCCGCAUAUCACGUAUCAUCUCUCCCGCCUACCGCCUCGUCUCCUCUCACCCUUUCCCGACCAAGAACCCGUUCCCCGCCGCCCUCCUCGACGCACUCGCAGCCUACCACUACCUCCUGCAUACCGCGGGGUUCCGCGCGGAGAACGUCAUCGUCAGCGGCGACUCCGCGGGCGGGCACCUCGCUGUCGCGCUCCUACGCUACCUCAUUAUAAGCAAUUUACCUGAGCUCCCCGUGCCCGGCGCCCUGCUGCUCAUCUCACCCACGAUCGAGUGGGCGCUCACGCACGACUUGUACGGUUCAUCCUGGUGGGAGAACCAAGCGAUGGACAUGUCGAUGCCAUUCUUAGCUUCGGAGUACACCGCGAGAGGUCUGGCGGGUAAACUCCGCGCAGAUGCGAUCCGUAGGAACGCGUGGAUUGCGCCGGCCUCGCGCGACCUGCCGCAGACGGAAGACCUGUUCGUGGGCUUCCUGAGGACACUACUCGUGCGUGGGGAAGCAGAGACACAGAGGGACGCAAUGCGAACGUUCCGGGAUAGGCUGGUCGGAGAUGUGGGAGAGGAGAAUGUCACCUAUAAGGAGCUGACGGACGUGUCGCACGACGUGAUCGGGACGCCGUGGGACGACGAGGACAAGGUGCUUACCUUCAAGAUGAUAGGUGCAUGGACUCAGAGCUUAUCUAUAGCUCAUUUGAGCAGCACAUACCGUGUCGAUUGGGUGUACACGCCUCGAAUUGUACGACGUGGUGCAUAUUCAAGUUGCUGCGACAGAGACGCAGCGUCACCACGUGGCACCAUAAGAAACAAGCAAGGGGUCGUUUGGCGCGGUUUCUCCGAGCCCCAAUGGCGGUCAUAUCGCCCAGACUCCAGCCAAUCUGGCGAACGUGACGGAGGAGGAGGAGGAGGAGGAUGGGCUCCAUAUUGUUUGCCCGAGUUGGGUAUGAGUGUAGGUUGUCAACUCUGCUUGCAUUCCGCGCAAGACGCGUUGUUUGGUAUUCUAAGCGAAGCGAGGCACGAGCGUCGCGUAGAAGUGAGUCUACGCAUGCAGGAGGAGAUUUAG
This is a messenger RNA of Fomitopsis serialis, 1902 nucleotides long. RefSeq names its product Alpha/Beta hydrolase protein. NCBI's taxonomy places the organism in Eukaryota, Fungi, Basidiomycota, Agaricomycetes, Polyporales, Fomitopsidaceae. The transcript is spliced from 2 exons. Bases 295 to 1902 code for a protein of 535 amino acids. Gene Ontology annotation, molecular function: hydrolase activity. The record is from RefSeq and is a predicted model, not a curated record.